Molecule: messenger RNA, 4362 nt
Organism: Notothenia coriiceps (black rockcod)
Lineage: Eukaryota; Metazoa; Chordata; Actinopteri; Perciformes; Nototheniidae
Product: synapsin-3-like
Exons: 7
Biological process (GO): neurotransmitter secretion
Cellular component (GO): synaptic vesicle; synaptic vesicle membrane
Molecular function (GO): ATP binding
Source: RefSeq, a predicted model, not a curated record
CCACAGAUCAAAGUGGAGACCCCGCAGGACUUCCAGGAUAUCACCAGUGUUGUGGCUCUGGCAGGGACCUACGCCACCACCGAGCCCUUCGUCCAGUCCAAGUACGACAUCCGCAUCCAGAAGAUCGGAAACAACUACAAGGCCUACAUGAGAACGUCCAUCUCUGGUAACUGGAAGGCGAACACAGGCUCUGCCAUGCUGGAACAGAUCGCCAUGACGGACAGAUACCGGCUGUGGGUGGACUCCUGCUCCGAGAUGUUCGGAGGUCUAGACAUCUGCGCAGUGAAGGCCGUCCACGGGAAGGACGGCAACGACUAUAUCAUCGAGGUCAUGGACAGCUCCAUGCCUCUGAUUGGUGAGCACGUGGAGGAGGACAGACAGCUGAUCACAGAGCUGGUCCUCAACAAGAUGGCCGAGUUGCUGCUGGGGGUCUCCACUCCUCAGCCCUCUGCUGUCAAGACCACUCAGCCCAGACGAGGGGGACAACGAUCUGCUUCCGCUUCUCCAUCUCAGUCGGCCCAGGGCUCCCCUCAGAGAGCCCGCUCAGCCUCCACCUCCCCCAGCCAGGCCUUCCAGCCCGGGCCCAUCCCUGCCGCCUCCGGGCCCGGAGCUCAGAAACAGUCCCCCCAGCUGAACAAAUCCCAGUCGCUGACCAACACCUUCACAGAGACGUUACGAGGAAGCCUGACCGACGACGAGGCCAAGGCCGAGACCAUCCGCAGCCUGCGACAGUCCUUCGCCAGCCUCUUCUCCGACUGAAACCCCCCUAGAAGCUUCCUCUUUCUGUCUGUGGUCAGGUUUGGGAAACAAGCCCGACUGGUUCAUCUCUAAUGGAGUGUCCCUGCUCCACAUAGCUCAGCUUCCUUCUCUCUCCUUCUCAAUAUUGUGACGUUUAACACCUGGUGCAACCCGCUAUCCUCAGAUCAGUCAUUCAUCUAUCACUAGAAAGGCCAACAGGUACUGGGGGGGACCACAAAGGCUAAGAAUCCACAUCCACCACAGUGCGGAAUCAAACUCAUGAUUAUUAUGUCUGUUUUAUCUCUGCUGUAAUGCCAGUUAUGAACGUAUACAGAAAUAGAUCAAUAUAAACAUCAGUCCAGUCCUCCUUAUACCCAUAAUCCUUUCUGUUUUCAUAGAACAGCACUGAUGUGAAUGCCUCCUAGGGUUAGGACAGCAGUCAGCUGAUGGCUUGUCCUUUCUAGUGGUAAAUAAUCAUAAUCUAGCUCAUAAUGCUUGGUAUUUAUAGUCGUUAUUCUACAUUCUGUUUGUCCAACCAGUGAAACUGUUCUUUAUUGCGUCAUGUUUUAUCGGUUUGAAUAUGUAUUUAUGAAAUGAAAUGAGUUCUAACUACUUUAAUUGACUCACAGCUUCCACACUGUUUGCGGAUGUAUACGGCAAUAUUCUUAUCUGAAGCUGUUCCGGUUAACUCAUGAAAAACUGAAUCCUCACGGUUCACCAGCGUUUUUGAGCAUCUUGCAAGCAGCUACAUUUCAGAAAUCCACGUGCUGUAGACACACAUUGGCUUAUGUUGUGACUCCACAUUACCAAAGUGCUGUUUAAAAAAAAGAAAGAAAAUCCCCCAUGCACUGGGUCCAGAAAACAGUCCCACAGCGCAGCAUCCUUUGAGCUUGUGAUUCCACGAGGUGCAAAACGCUGACCUGCCUUCCAGCCGCCGUCUUCCACCACAGCGCAGACCCCCACCCCAGCUGCUCCUCUUUCUCCAAAUGCUUUGUGUAAUGUUUUGUGCUUUGUGAAUAGCAACGUGGUGUAUUUUCUGCAGGGGAUUUGGAACAUAACUACUGCUGUGUGUUUAAUGGCGAACUGUGAGGAGGUGAUAUUUUGAGACUUUUAAUGUGCUUACAUUUCCACUGAGACGGAAAAUGUUUUAGUUGUGUAACAUUCCAUCUUAUAUCUACAUUAGCCUUUAUUCUCUACAUUCGAUAAUAAUUUAUCAUAAUUUUUGCGUUUUUUGUCAAAUGGUGUGUAUGCAUCCAAAGCAGACAUCUUCCUCCACCCAGUGUCGCAUCAGCAUGUAAAUGUUCUGUGAAUGUCAUACUGUAUGUAGAAUCUAAUUCAUGUUUUCAGAAACCAACACAAGAUAAUGAUCUCAAGUACUCUAUAAAGACAGCAACAGCAUGGAAACACUUGAUGUUAUCUGUGAUCAUGCAAACCCUACUGUAAUUUAGUGCAAAUUAUAGCAAAAUACUAUGUAUUUAUAUGGCGUAGGUAUCCAAAACAGGAAAUUGACCAUCUAAAGUAUAAGCAGUUUUUAAUUGCAGUGUACUUUAACUGCUUUAAAGAUGGGAUGUGCAAACAAUAUAGUGUAGACUUGAUAGAAAAGGUUUCACCAUUUUGAUUUAGAUAAAAAAUAGUACUAUAGUACCAUCUAUACAAUAUCAAUAUCCCUCAUAAUUAGCACUAAAUCAUGUAUUUGACAAGGUAUGUGAACUUUUUUCUUCUUCAAGGAUGUCAUUAGAAAGCCAACGUAAAAAGAAGUACUUCCUUGUUACAUCCAAGGUGUAACAGUUUGAUGUUUACAGGAGACUGGCGGUAUAUUUGGCUUUCCAUGCAGAGAACAAUCACAAUCUGAUAAUGUUUCAAUUAUUCUGCAUGAUCUGUGCUACAGACAUAUAAGAUAUGUUUCCCUGAACAAUCUAUAUUGCCUUAUAUUUUUUGUCUAAAUAUCCCAAACACAAAUAAUACCUGUGAGCAGUGCCCAGCAGUUUAAAUUGGGUUUUUGUUGAUCAUUUCAAAGGAUCAAUAUGAUAACAGUAAUUCAAAUGAAAUAAUGAUAAUAGUACGUAUGACAUCAAUUCCCUUUGGUUUAGGGUACAUUUUAUUGAAAUGCAUGAAGCUGUUAAAAAUAUGUAUAGUGAUGUGUGUGUGUGUGUCUGUGUGUGUGUGUGUGUGUGUGUGUGUGUGUGUGUGUGUGUGGGUGUGGGUGUGUGUGUAUGUGUGGGAGUAUGUGUGUUUGUGUGUGUGUAAGUGUGUUAAAUUCAAGAAGUAAAUUGGCCAUAAUGAUGAAUUGAAUACUACCACAAAAUGAAACUGCCCAUUAUUGCAAUAAUUUAGCUCAUAAUAUGUUUUCUGCAGUUUUGAUUUCAAGCUAUGAAGUGUCACACUAAAGAAAAGCUGUUCUGUUUCCAAGCUUUUAUUUGCUGUUUUGUCAGUCUCACUCACAUUGAGCUUAAGGGGCAUUUGAGUGUUAGCUUAACAAAACACACACUACAGUGAUUCUUAGCAACAACUGACAAAGUAAUGAUAGGGACUGUAGUUUCACUCCUACAACAGGUUGCUUUGGAGGGAAAAUAAUCUAGUGGAGGGAGCCACAGAAUCACAGUUUUUGACCAGGUGACUGACCAUCUGCUAAGCCCCACCCUCUUAGAAACCGUUGCUACCUGUCAGCUCCUGCCUUGUAUAUAUGCUGUUUACAAUGAUAAAAUUAAAAAUUGUACACCAUUUAUAUUUAUUUAUGUAUUAUGUAUGUAUUCAGUAAGCCUAAGCUUUUCAAUGAAAUUACAUCUCAUGGCUGAAUAAGCUAGCUUUAGCUCGAUUAGCUCAGAAUGCCGUCUCGAUCACCACUGUCAUUAAACCAUUUUAGCGGACAAAUUUCCCUAUAAUCUACCCACUUGCGACAAUUCAAGGACUCACUGAAUAUUAACGUAUUAAAGCAUACAGAGUUAACGUUGCUAAACUAAGAUUUGCAAACGCUGUUUAGCGGAGGGGCUUAGUAAAUGAUCGAUUAGCCUGCUCACCUUCCAAAAAACGGAAGUGUGAGCUAACCACACUGAAUCUGAUUCUGCUCGCUUCAUUGUGCUUGUGUCCUUUUAUUAUGACUUUUGCAAACGUUUCAUCACCUUUGGCAAUGUGUCAAAAUGGACCAAAUGAGCAUUUCAUUGUGAGACUAAUUGAAGGUUUAAAUUAUACUGUUAUUUUUAUUGUAAAGAUGCCUACAACUUAGUUUGUAAUACAGCAGUGUUAUAAGCCAUAACCUAACCACAAGGAUUUACUAUCCCUGCCACGCAAUAAUGGCUGUGAUGUAACUGAUAACUGAUGUGUUAACCUGAAUCACUGAGUCUCGUAACUCUGAGUCCAUUACGAGGCCUUCCUUGACCCGCAGAGGCAGUAACUGUCUGAUUUCAGAUUAAAAUCAAGAGAAAUCACACCACAUAGUUUAAAUGUGUGCUUCUAGAACUUCUGUCGGAUGAAAGAAAACUUUGAUGUCACUUUUCUGAGUUUUGUUGGGUUUAAAAAUGCAGUUCAGGAUCCAGUAAAUGCCAUACCCAUCUAUAGAGUGCCACAGUGACGCGUCCUAAAACCCGGAAGUAAGCUGCACAUGGGUUCCUUCGACAAAAAAGCAAU